Juglans microcarpa x Juglans regia is the source of this 3384-nucleotide messenger RNA. Its product is annotated as protein ENHANCED DISEASE RESISTANCE 4-like. Gene Ontology annotation, biological process: regulation of defense response to fungus. The record is from RefSeq and is a predicted model, not a curated record. NCBI's taxonomy places the organism in Eukaryota, Viridiplantae, Streptophyta, Magnoliopsida, Fagales, Juglandaceae. The transcript has 5 exons. The coding region runs from base 374 to 3172 and encodes 932 amino acids.
ACCAACUCUCUCUCUAGAGAAUUGAGAAGAGUCAGAAAGAGAAGUUUCGUUAGAAUUUGUUAGUUUUUACAGGAAGGAAAAAAUGCCAGAGUUUUUAAAAGCCUACCGCGAAUCUCAGUUGCACUAGGACCGUGUAGAAUGUCGUCUACUCGUUUAUGUAAUUUUUUAUUUUUUUGGGUUUCUGUCUCUCUUUAUUUCCUUCUCUUUUGAAAGCACAAUGAUGUUUUCAUAGAAAUUGUUGUUGCUUUGUACGGGUUUAAGAUUUUUAAUGCAAAAGGGCUUACGGGUUUCGAGGUGGGUUGGGAUUGUUUUGAGCGUUUUGACGAUUUUGUUUGGUGUUCUGGUUUUGAAUCUUGGAUUUUGAUGCUUAUUAAUGUCUGAGGGUUCCAAAGUUCGGUUAGUUCGCUGCCCAAAGUGUGACAACGUCCUACCAGAGCUUCCUGACUACACUGUCUACAAGUGUGGUGGUUGUGGUGCUGUUCUUCGAGCGAAGAAGAAAGCGCCUGGGAGUGCUGGGGUCGUCGAGCAAUCCGAUGAAAAGUGGGGAAGAGGGGGUUCUGAGAAAUUGGAGAGUUUGUCAGAGAAAGCGGGUGCUAGUGUAGGCUGUGCUUCUGAGACUGAUAGGGAGAGUGAUGGGAUUGAAGUGAAUAGGAGCAAAGAGAGAAUCUUUAGGGAAAAAGCUGUCAAUUCGAUUGGUAAUUCAGUAUCAGAACCAGAGAAUAAAGAGGAUCCGAAUAAUAAUGGUAUAAAAGUUAGGGAAGAGGUUAAGGGCUUGAGGCUUGAACAAAGUGGCACCGAGAAGGAAAUUAGGUUUCCUGGUAGAUAUAUGGGACUGUCCGAAUGCCCGGAUGACUAUCGGGUUCAUGGGGAUGAUCAUGAUAUGAACAUGAAUAAGUCCGAGUAUUCUAGUUUGAGUACUGGAGAAAACUUGGCCUGGCUAAGGACUACAACAAUCGGGCGGGGUGUGGAAAGAGAUGGAUUUGGGGAAUUCUACAGAAACUCUAGAGUGGUUGCUGAUCAGAGGGGAUACGAAACUUUUGCUUAUCCUGAUGAGGGACCCUCAAGCUAUAAGCCAGAAUCAUUUUAUGACUAUGGCGAGCAGAUGAAGCAUGAUGAUGACCUAGAUGGGCGUAACAAAGUUGAGCAAUUAGAACAGGAUCGAGCUGAACUGCUUAGGAAGUUGGAUGAGUUGAAAGAUCAACUUAGCAGAUCUUGUGCUAUAGAAAAUAAACCGAGGGCCCCUGUUGGUGGGACUCGUUUUGAUCCUAGUGGCCAAGAUGUAUAUAAUGUUUCAAUGCAGCCUUUUGCCAUGGAUAAACAUGUUCCAAGGCCCCCUUAUUUGGAUCAUACACAUGGAAAUGUUCCUUUGACAAAUCACCAUAACAUGGGUAUGCAGAACUUCUAUCCUCCUCCAAGGCAUGUCACAGAUGAGUUUCCUUUAUAUGAGGAACCUUAUCAGCCACGAAUGAGAAGGAGGCCUCUCAAUCAACCACCCAGUCAAUAUCCACAACGAGCACCUAACGAAUACUUUCAUGGGCAGUACAUGGAAUCCAAUACCUUUGCUUCAUAUCAGCCUGAAACCUUUUAUCACCAGCCUGCAUGCUCUUGUUUACGCUGCCUCAACCAUAAUUGGCAAGUUCUUCCUCGAGUUCCUCCCAUCUCGUUUAGCAAUAGAAGGAUUCAGAAGGAUCCUAUUGAUUCUAACUUCUACCAUUGCGACAAUCUUGGGCCACAUGGCUAUAAUCCACAAGCUUCCAUUACUCCUCAGUUGACCUCACAGGAUCCACAAAGGCACACAAGAUGGACAAGUGAUUUUGACUUGGACAUUGAUGAUCUUGGUCAUAUUUUUCCGAGAAGGGUGGUGGCAGCCUACGAGAAUAGACGGCAUUGCUAUCCUGUAGGCGAUGGCGCCCCAUUCAUAACUUGCUAUAUUUGCUUUGAGUUGCUGAAACUGCCUAGAAGACUUGAAAUGACGGAGAACAAGAUGCAGAAACUGCAAUGUGGUGGCUGUUCAACUGUUAUCUUGUUUGAAAUUGUGAACAAGAAGCUAAUUAUAUCUGUUCCACAGGAAACGAAGCAAACAUCCGCUAAGGGUGGGGAUGGCUCUAAAGAGGUACUAAAUGAAAGCCAUUCAAGUUCUCUUGUUUGUUUGGAUGCUGGCAUCAUCAACUCCUGCUCGGAUGAUUUUGAUAAUUCUGGUUAUGACUUGGAUUUGAUAGAUAAUAGACACUAUUUGCAGUCAGAAGGCCAGAGGUUGAACUUAAGCGAGUCUGAAAACAGACAGGGCCCCACUACAUCUUCCAUCUCUUCAUCUGAGGAGAUCCCAGAUACUGUGAGUGUCCAGGGAGAUGUUUCUCUCUCCUUUGAGCAGCCCUUAAGAGAUGACUUGUCUCCAAAACUUUCCAGUUCACUGUUGCGGGAUUAUUCUUAUUAUCCCUCUAAUCAAGCAAUUGGUAAAAAUGGGCAGGGAAACAACAGUGAACGUGUGGACCAAGACAAGAUGGUCUUAGGUAGGAUCACUUCUCGGCAAAAUUCUGUUGAAGACACGUCAGUGGCAACGGAGCUGGAAGUUUCAUUCAAUGAUUAUCUUCAUACAAGUUUAUCUCAAGACACUGUGGAGGUAUGCAAAGAGAAAGAUCGACCAAAAAUCAACAAUGGUGUGGAGUCAUUCUUUGUGGGCUUGAUCAAGAAGAGCUUUAGAGAAUUCUCAAGGUCAACUCAAAGUCUGCAAAAUGAAAGACCUAAUGUUUCAGUUAAUGGGCAACCUAUACCAGAUCGUCUGGUUAAGAAGGCUGAAAAGCAAGCUGGGCCAAUUCGGCCUGGAGAUUAUUGGUAUGAUUUUCAAGCUGGAUUCUGGGGUGUGAUGGGCCAUCCUUGCUUUGGCAUAAUACCUCCUUUUAUUGAAGAGUUCAACUAUGCCAUACCAACAAAUUGUGCAGGUGGAAACACAGGUGUCCAUGUGAAUGGGAGAGAACUUAAUAAAAGGGAUCUAGACCUACUUGCCAGCAGAGGACUACCAACUACAGAAGAUAGAUUUUAUAGUGUUGAUAUUUCUGGAAAAGUUGUAGAUGAGGAAACUGGUGAAGAACUCGAUGGCCUGGGCAAACUUGCUCCAACGGUCGAGAAAGCAAAACAUGGAUUUGGUAUGAAAGUUCCGAGAAGUAUCAUGUGACUUCUGAUAUUUGUUUGGUUUUUUUAAUGAUUUUGUUGAGAUGCAAGCGCUUCAGUUUUCUUAUAACGAAAUUAAUGGGUGCAAUUCCCUCUUAAAGGUCUGUUUUCUUGGUUGUGUUUUAAUAGUUGACGCAAGAUCAAAAUCUUUUGGAACUGAAACAUGUAUCUGUAAAAAAAACACAAAACUAAAAACAAUUUUCACCAACUUAUAUA